Molecule: messenger RNA, 4042 nt
Organism: Seriola dumerili (greater amberjack)
Lineage: Eukaryota; Metazoa; Chordata; Actinopteri; Carangiformes; Carangidae
Gene: acvr1c
Product: activin A receptor type 1C
Exons: 9
Coding region: 127-1608 (493 amino acids)
Biological process (GO): activin receptor signaling pathway; cellular response to growth factor stimulus; nervous system development
Cellular component (GO): plasma membrane; activin receptor complex
Molecular function (GO): ATP binding; activin receptor activity, type I
Source: RefSeq, a predicted model, not a curated record
UGUGAGAGGCUUCUGUGGCGGGGUGCAUGGCCGACGGACUUCACCGCAAUGUGUGAUGUUGUGUUUACUGUAGAGUAGCUGCGUGGAAACGGUGCUUUGGAGAAGGGUGCAGAUGCGGCACUUGCCAUGACUUGUCCCGGGAAGCAGAGCUUUCAAGCGGCGUUGAUCUUCCUGUCUGUCGCCCAGCUGACUGCAGGUCUGAAGUGUGUGUGCCAGCUGUGCACCAACCACACCUGUGAGACCAGUGCAGACGGUGCCUGCUGGAACUCUGUGAUGUUGAUUGAUGGGAAGGAGGAGACGGUAAAAUCCUGUCUGUCGCCCUCUGAAAUGAAGGGCCAGGUCUUCUGCUACAGCUCCCGCAAUGUCUCCAAGAGGAACUGCUGCUUCACUGACUUCUGCAACAACGAGACUCUGCACCUAUACCCAGAGAGGCCUUUGGAAGAACCCGGCUGGAGCAGGCUGCAGCUCGCUGUGGUGAUCUUGGUGCCGUCCUGCCUCCUGUGCAUGGGGAUCCUUCUAGGGGUGUGCGUUGUGCAGGGCCACCACUGUGCCUACAGCCGAGCUCACAAGCAAGACCCAGAGGAGCCUCUAGAUGACCAGAUGCUCAUGUCACCUGACAAAUGUCUCAAAGAUCUGAUCUAUGACAUGAGCACCUCAGGCUCUGGAUCAGGGCUGCCACUGCUGGUCCAGAGGACCAUAGCUCGGACCAUUGUCCUGCAGGAGACCAUUGGGAAAGGUCGAUUUGGUGAGGUGUGGCGGGGCAAGUGGCGAGGAGAGGAUGUGGCGGUGAAGAUUUUCUCCUCCAGGGACGAGAGGUCCUGGUUCCGUGAAGCAGAGAUUUAUCAGACUAUCAUGCUCAGGCAUGAGAACAUCCUGGGAUUCAUUGCUGCUGACAACAAAGAUAAUGGCUCGUGGACUCAGCUCUGGUUGGUGUCAGAGUACCAUGAGCACGGCUCCCUGUAUGACUACCUGAACAGGUACACAGUUUCGAUGGAAGGCAUGAUCGUCCUGGCUUUGUCAAUAUCCAGUGGGCUGGCACAUCUCCACAUGGAGAUCAUUGGCACGCAGGGGAAGCCUGCCAUUGCUCACAGAGACCUAAAGUCUAAAAAUGUCCUGGUGAAGAAGAACGGUACAGCAGUCAUUGCAGAUUUGGGUUUGGCCGUGAAACACAACUCCAGCACCAAUACCAUAGACAUACCGGCCAACCACAGAGUGGGAACCAAGAGGUACAUGGCCCCAGAAAUCCUGGAUGAGACAAUCAAUAUGAACAGCUUUGAGUCAUUCAAGCGGGCGGAUAUCUACUCGCUAGGCCUGGUGUUCUGGGAACUGGCCCGAAGAUGCUCUGUUAGGGGACUUCAUGAAGAUUUCCAGCUGCCUUAUUAUGACCUGGUGCCUUCAGAUCCUUCCAUCGAGGACAUGAGGAAGGUGGUGUGUGAUCAGAAACUCAGACCCAGCAUUCCCAACCAAUGGCAGAGCUGUGAGGCUAUGCGUGUGAUGGGCAAACUGAUGAGAGAGUGCUGGUACGCCAACUCCGCUGCACGACUCACCGCUCUACGGGUCAAGAAGACUGUCUCUCAGCUGUCAGUCAUCAAGGAUGUCAAGGAAUAGUUGGAUUUGUUGCCUCCCUCCUGCAGAUCAGCACUGGUGCCGGCACCGGUGCAACAAGAGGAACUGGGAGUAAACAGGGAGAAGCUGUCCUCUCUAACUGCCUGAGGCUGCCCUCUUCAGGACACAACCACACUGUUCACUCGCAGAGAGGCUUGUCAGGCUGUUGUUGUUGGUGCCAAAGUAUUGUAGGAGGCGUCUGUGGCUGCUUUGCAUACAGACACCUGGUUGACCAAUUUGAACCAAACAGCUAAACUUUAGGUAGGAAGAGCCAUAUGAAAUAAGAAUAUGUUUAAUGUGUAUACAUAUUGUUUUUGCUACCUCACACAUUUAAGUGUCCAAAGCUUGAAAUUGCACAUUGUGAUGUUUUUGUGCCAUAUCUUAUAUCGUAGCAAACACGGUAUUGCUGGGUAGGUAGCAUGCUAACUGACAAUCAAAGGAUACUGGAUAAAAAAUAAAAAAAAAGCCCUAACUUGUGCUGAAUGGUUUUAAAUGACACACAUAUAGUUAUACCAGUAAGCUCCAGAGCUGUUGCUCCACACUUAACAGGAUUUCAGCAGUGCAUUUACAAGUGGAAGAGAACCUUUAGCUCAAUAUAUCAGAGGGUUUUUUUUUUUUUAAAACUGUGAUCUAAUUCUUAUUAUUGAUUGUUAGCCAUUGAGCGUGGCUCUAUAGACCAGAAGAUGAACUCUGAUGCCCGGACUUUUCAUCUAGUGCCACCAGAUAGGCACUAGAUAAAGAGAGCACAGAAAAGGGUCAUCGAGUACAGCUUAAACUCAUGAAAGCUGAGCCUGACAAGUUUUGAUUUACAAAACAACUUGAACCUUUUCUGGCACCACCCUCAGGCUAAACCCUUGUUUUUGAUUGACUAGCAGGAAGGAUCUAUGGAUUGCAAGGGUAGCUCUCCAUUUUUAACAGUGUCAUGGGGCAACGAGCGCUAUAAGCAUGUACGUAUUGUUCUCAAUAUAAAGAGAAGUAAAACUAGGAACUCCUACUACAGAUUUUGCACAUUUAAAGCUUUCAGUUGCUGCCAUCUUAAAGCUGAAAGCUAGUAUUUGGAUGAACAGAAGCUCAGUCAUGAAUGUGAAAAUGUAUGUUUUGGUUUCUCAAACAUAUUUAUUCACACUGGAAACAUCACUUCGAAUUAUGAUUAUUAUUUUAUUAUUAUGAUGAUUUAAACAACCCCAUUCACACUUCAGAAAUUCAGACAAACGACUAACUUAAUUUCAGUAUUGUUAACAUCAGCUGAAGGUAUUUGUAGUUUCUUUUAAUAGAGUAAAGUAACAAAUAAUUUAGUUAUCAGUUUUCCCAGCAAGUUUUCCAUAGUACCACAUAAUGACGAUCUAUAAAGAUAAAAUCAUAAAACAAGAAAAUAAUGACAAUGCACAAAAAAGACAAAAAUGCUUAUGUUAUCAGCAGAAGUAGUCCAAUAUCAUGCUGUGUUAAUAGUGUACAUUAGCACUGGUGGUAGAUCAGUUUGAGACAUUUCACUUGGAGAGCAAAGUUUUGGCAAUGGGGGCACUCUAGGGUCACUAAUGCCACUGUCAGACGUGGCCUGUAAAGCCUUGUCAUAACAGGCUUAGUGGAAGUGCACACGGGUAAAUCUGCAUGCCGCGUGUGCUUGUAUGCACUCACGUGUGCAGGCGUGUCUGUGUGUGCACGUGUCCGUGUGUGUGUAUGUGUGUUUCAUAUCAUGUGAAGCGAUCCUUCAUUUAAAUGUAUGAAUCUGAUUGAUUAUUGUAGUGUUUGUGAAACUGUGAAACUGGUGCUGUGGAUAAAAAAAAGAACUUUCCAUGUUUCCCAUACACCAUGGCUUUAAAUUCAUGUCUAGCUCUACAGCCUCAGUUAAGGUUCAUAUUUUUUAGUUGCUAAGGCAAGUUUCAUAUUUCCAUAUAGCUGCUUAGUAUCAGUGUUGACACAUACGACAAUAUGUAAGUAUUUUCCUGUCAUGAAGGUAUCAGAAUUACUGGGUGAUACUGUAUGUAGCAUCAGCAGUAUUGCCCCUUGAAAAUAAGCUAUGUACAGUAGCCUGUUGCUAUCUUGGUGAAUAUCAGUUCAUGUGAAAGUUUGUAUUAUUUUCUUUCUGUGAGAUGAUUAGUCAUGGAAUUAUUCGACUGUUGCAAAGAGUAGGAAGUAUUAAAAAUGCAGUAUUUAAGCGUCUAGCUCUGCCUCUGCCCACUGAAAAUACCUGCAAUGUAAAUUUGUUUUUAUCUGAAGUUCAGUCCAUGCUGAGCCAAGCUUACAGUAUGUGUCGUCCAUUGUGUCAAAUCUGCUUCUACAAGAAUCAGACAGGUGACACAGAGAAGAACUGAUAGCUAAAAGACUUUAUCAGUCAUUCCAAAGAGGAGUGACCACCAUGUGCAAUUUCUGACUGGUGUCUUUUUUAUAUAUAUUGUAAAUGACAUAGCUAAAUAUUAAUAAAUGUGACACUGCUUUC